AUGAUUUUAGUUAGAUUCAUAUUAGAUCGUUUUUCGCGGGAGCUGUGUCAUCUUGCCACGAAUAAUUCUGAGGACCCUGAUGAUUCUAAGGAUCUGGAUAAUUCUGAGGAGCCGCAUGAUUCUCAGAACCAGAAAGAUUCAAUUCGGAUUCGAACGUUUGUUGGUAUUUGUAAAAUAACCAAAUUCGAAGUGUUAAAAAGAGAAUUGCAAGCUGUUUUUACGUUCGAUGAGGAACAGAUAAGUACAUGGCGGAAGGUUUGCAGACAAUUCUUGAUCAGUCCUCAGAGAGAUAUGAGAAAAUGGGCCGUUGAAGGUCUGUCGUAUCUCACUUUUGUCCUCAAGGUCAAAAACGAGUUGAUCAAAGACCAACUAGCCGUUAAAGCGAUAAUCGAGUUUGCCAAGAUUGAAAAUCAAUCGAUUCUCUAUCAAGUAAACAUAUUGUUGGUGAACUUGUGCAUCGCUUAUGACAAUUAUGAUCUCCCACCCGAGAGGGAAAUGUUUGUAAACUGUUUUAAUAUUGAUCACAUACAGGCCGAAGACGACUACGUGCAAGAAAGACGGCGCGUGUUGGCGGAGGCCGGCGUGACCAGCGCUUUGGUAAGCCUCGCUAAAACAGGCAGCGAGAAUAGCAAGGAAUUAAUAGCCCGCGUUUUCAACGCGAUAUGCAGUGAACAAGAUUUGAGAAAAAUAGUUAUUCAAGAAGGCGGCACGGAGACAUUAUUGUCGUUAGCGCUGAAUGGCACAAACUCAGGAAUGAUAUAUGCUACGCGGGCCCUGACCUAUCUAGCACUCACGACAUCUCCUGAGGUUGCAUUUCCCGGUCAGAUAAUCAUGGAGGUUGUACAGCCGAUCUCAAAUCUCUUGAACCCGGAGCAUUCCGUUAAUGAGAGAUGCGAUGCUCUAACAGCUUUGUGCAAUCUAGCUAGUGUCAACGACAUGCAAGAACAUAUUUUCAAGACAGAGUAUGAGAAAAUUGAACUCUGUAUGCGUGACGAUAACAACCUGUUGAAACAAACGUCCAUACAACUUAUAAACAAUUUGGUAUUAUCCCAUAAAGUUGCCAUUCAAUUUGUUGAGCAGAGAUCUGAUCAACUUUUUGAUCUUAUGAAUAGGUCCGUGAAGGACGGCACAGAUCACCAUACAAAGAAGGCAAUAGCUGGAACAUUAGCAACGCUAACGGCAGCCAGCAAAAAGACUUGCGAAAAAUUACUCGGCUGGGACAUUUGGUCGACAUUCCUACCUAUUUUACUAAAUGAUCCAGACGAUAACUUACAACAUAAAGGUACCGAAAUUGCGUUAAAUAUGAUGAACAGUACGAAAGACGUCGCUGCAAAACUCAUCGAAACAGAUACAAUAAUGAAACGAGUGAGGGAAUUGAGCGAUAAUAACACCGUGCAAAACAAGAAAAUCAACAAAUUAGCAUCCCGUGUUUUAGAAGCUGCUGCGAAAUGGAGUAAACUCAAGAGAAACAUCGAAGGGAGCGGAUCGUCACAAAGCAUUAAUAAUAUAUAG
Messenger RNA from Temnothorax curvispinosus, 1512 nucleotides. RefSeq names its product protein unc-45 homolog A-like. Gene Ontology annotation, molecular function: Hsp90 protein binding. The transcript has a single exon. Lineage: Eukaryota; Metazoa; Arthropoda; Insecta; Hymenoptera; Formicidae. The record is from RefSeq and is a predicted model, not a curated record. The coding region runs from base 1 to 1512 and encodes 503 amino acids.